This is a messenger RNA of Hypomesus transpacificus, 1148 nucleotides long. RefSeq names its product cell division cycle 5-like protein. Lineage: Eukaryota; Metazoa; Chordata; Actinopteri; Osmeriformes; Osmeridae. The coding region runs from base 44 to 421 and encodes 125 amino acids. The record is from RefSeq and is a predicted model, not a curated record. Gene Ontology annotation, cellular component: spliceosomal complex; Prp19 complex. Gene Ontology annotation, biological process: mRNA splicing, via spliceosome; regulation of transcription by RNA polymerase II. Gene Ontology annotation, molecular function: DNA-binding transcription factor activity, RNA polymerase II-specific; RNA polymerase II transcription regulatory region sequence-specific DNA binding. The transcript has 4 exons.
CUUUUGAAAUAAAUUCUUCGUGAAGUUAGUAACAUAGGCAAAAAUGCCGCGUAUUAUGAUCAAAGGAGGGGUGUGGAGGAACACAGAGGACGAAAUCCUCAAGGCAGCAGUGAUGAAGUAUGGGAAGAACCAGUGGUCUCGGAUCUCUUCCAUGCUUCACCGCAAGUCUGCUAAACAGUGCAAAGCCCGCUGGUAUGAAUGGCUGGACCCCAGCAUCAAGAAGACCGAGUGGUCUCGGGAGGAGGAGGAGAAGCUGCUUCACCUGGCCAAGCUGAUGCCCACCCAGUGGAGGACCAUCGCCCCCAUCAUAGGACGCACUGCUGCCCAGUGUCUGGAGCACUAUGAGUUCCUGCUAGACAAAGCAGCCCAGAAGGACAACGAGAAAGACACCGCAGACGACCCCGGGAAUCUGAAGCUUUGAGAGAUUGACCCCAACUCUGAGACCAAGCCUACCAGACCAGACCUUUUGGACAUGGAUGAAGGUACGCACUCAGGCACACACACAAUAACAUGAUCAAACAGGGAUGCUUAUGGUGUAUGAUAAUGUGUGUGUGUACGUGUGUCAGGACUGUGCUGAUGUUGGAGAGUGUGGAGGAUGCAGUCCUCAAGCAGGGAGUAGACUACCCCCUAUCGACAAACCUUUCCCCCUACACCAGCCCAGAGAUGCUGCAGGCCACGGAGGACGCUGCUGGGGGGGUGUCUGGAGCUGAUAGGGGGGUGUCUGGACCCGUGUUGACCAGUACCAGGUCUGCAGAUGUCUGGGCUUUGGGGGUGAUGCUCCAUGCCAUGCUAUUAGGGCGCUACCCAGAGAGGACAGGACUUACCGGAGGGCGAGGGGGUGUGGUCUCGUCUCAUUCCCGAUGUGUGAUUCGCUCAGCUUUACAUUCUAACCCUGCCCUCCAUCUCUCUGCCUCUGAGUUACUGACCCACCCUUGGCUCAGCUCUCAGCCACGCCCACUCCCCACUGCACACACUCGCAGUCACACACACGACCAGACAGUGCCUACCUGACACAUACAGAUAUACGCACAUACAGCCAGGGUGUCCCUACCUGAAAGACAAUGUGCUGACUAACACAAACCCAGUCUUCUGUAGUGCUGCUGGCUGUAUUUGUCUUGAGGCAAUUCAAAUAAAGUGUAUUUCACAGA